AUGAUAAAUUCUCGCCGUUGGGUAGCCGAAAUGUGCACUCAAUUUCAAAUACAAAUACCUCCACCCGAGUCAUUCGUUAACCUAAACGGUCAAAGAAUGUUGACACUUGGAGUUGAAGAAUUUCAGCAGCGAUUUCCAGAUGGUGGAGACACUUUACAUGCACAACUGCAACUUUGGAAAACUGCUUUCGAAUCUUGUGGGCAACAACAACCAUAUAUUGAAAUAAAUAGCCACAACAGAGAUUGGACUGUAAGAUAUUUAUAA
Meloidogyne enterolobii is the source of this 264-nucleotide messenger RNA. The record is from the annotation of a GenBank genome assembly. NCBI's taxonomy places the organism in Eukaryota, Metazoa, Nematoda, Chromadorea, Rhabditida, Meloidogynidae.